CCUGGCAGGGCAAUAACUCAUCUUGGACUCCAGCACCAACCCCUCCACUGCUGCUGCUUCCAGAACCUUCCUGUCCUGAGCUCCUAUUCUCCAGGACCAGUCUACGGACCACUGAAGCUUCCUGAAUGUUUGACCUGUCAACUUCAAGCCCCUUAGAAAUGGAAGACAGCUGGGCAGCCUUUCAGACCGAGGGAGAGCUUGGGCAAGACUCCCAUUCCAGUUCAAUCAACCUUGAUGACAGCCUUACAAGCCUUCAAUGGCUACAAGAGUUCUCUAUUAUGAAUGCCAAUGUUGGCAGGACACCUUCAUCAGCUGGGGAAUCACAGGGGUACAGAAACACAUCAGGCUCCGGAGCCCCUUGCUCCCCAUUGGCCGCUGAUCCUGCAUGCCUGGGGAUGCCUCACACUCCCAGUAAACCAACUUCUUCAUCUACCUCAAGGACAUCACAUAUGGGCCUCCAACCCUAUGAAGAUAUCGACUACAAGACCAAUCCACAUGUUAAACCACCCUACUCCUAUGCGACUCUAAUAUGCAUGGCAAUGCAGGCAAGCAAGAAGACGAAAAUCACAUUAUCUGCAAUCUACAAAUGGAUCACAGACAAUUUCUGCUACUUCCGACAUGCAGAUCCCACCUGGCAGAACUCUAUCAGGCACAAUCUCUCAUUAAACAAGUGCUUCAUCAAAGUUCCCCGUGAGAAAGACGAGCCAGGCAAGGGUGGCUUCUGGAAGAUUGACCCACUGUAUGCUGAUCGUCUGAUGAAUGGUGCCAUCAAGAAACGUAGACUACCCCCUGUGCAAAUCCAUCCAGCUUUCGCAGGAGCACAGUCACUAGCUGGAACAGAGAACAUUAGAGGGUCUCCGUGGAUGUUUGCUGUAAAUUCUGAGUCCCAUCAGUUGCUGAAGGAGUUUGAAGAGGCUACUAAUGAGCAGAGCUGGAACUCUGUUGGUGAGCAGGUUUGGAACAUGUCAGUAGAUGCAAAGGGUCACAAGCGCAAGCAGCAGCAACCUAAACGCAUGUUCAAGUCUCCUCGUCUUUCCAGUUCCCCCAUGCUCUCUCAAGAUGAACCAGCUGAGCUAGGACCCCUAAAAGGUGACUUUGACUGGGAGGUGAUCUUCGACUCUACAAUCAAUACUGGCAACUUUGCCUUAGAAGAUAUUGAGGUCACUCCUCCCUUAAGUCCAGUCACACGCUCUGUUGACCUUACUGUCCAUGGAAAGCACAUUGGCUGUCCACAGCAAUGGCCCCCAAUGGGACAGGAUCCAGCCAUGGUCCAGAACAACAUGGAUUUUGAUGAAACCUUUCUGGCAACCUCCUUUCUUCAGCACCCUUGGGACGAGGGCAAGAACGAUUAUCUGUCUAACUCUGCCAAUCUAGAACACCUAUUUGAUCUUAAUGAAGCCUUUCCUCCGGAACUCAACGACUGGUCGUCCAUUGGUUCUUAUUUAUAGUAGUGCCAAGAAAAAUAAUUUCUAAGACUCAUAGACAUUUAUAUAAAUAUAUAUAUAUAUAAACUUAUAAAUAACUUAGAAGACUUUAUAAAUCUACUUAAAAAGUUUUUAACAAAUUUACAGAGUGGAGAAACCUAACUCUGGAGUUUACAUAGUUUGGAAAAGAGGACGGGAGCCAAUGCAAUAAUAACCCCAGAAAAAAAAAAAACUAAUAAAACAACAUCAAGAACUCUUAAAUGGCCCCAUAAACUCUUGGCAUAUGAAAGAUUGCACAAAGAAGAAAAAAAUAUAUAUUAAAACACUUUUUUUUUUCUUUUUUUACUUAUUUUACAAUUGAAAUAAAAAAAAAAAUGUUGUUUUAUUCUCAGCCCUAGCAAUUAUGUACGUGUGUUUUCAUAGCUGAUGUGGAGAGGCCAAAAAAACAGAA
This is a messenger RNA of Pelobates fuscus (common spadefoot toad), 1875 nucleotides long. It is a transcript of the gene FOXJ1, whose product is annotated as forkhead box J1. Lineage: Eukaryota; Metazoa; Chordata; Amphibia; Anura; Pelobatidae. Gene Ontology annotation, molecular function: DNA-binding transcription factor activity, RNA polymerase II-specific; RNA polymerase II cis-regulatory region sequence-specific DNA binding. Gene Ontology annotation, cellular component: nucleus. The coding region runs from base 126 to 1448 and encodes 440 amino acids. Gene Ontology annotation, biological process: regulation of transcription by RNA polymerase II. The transcript is spliced from 3 exons. The record is from RefSeq and is a predicted model, not a curated record.